This is a messenger RNA of Rhagoletis zephyria (snowberry fruit fly), 456 nucleotides long. RefSeq lists its product as uncharacterized. Lineage: Eukaryota; Metazoa; Arthropoda; Insecta; Diptera; Tephritidae. The record is from RefSeq and is a predicted model, not a curated record.
AUGUGUGAGACACGUAAGAGCACAUCACAAUCUGAGUUUGUUCAGAAAUUGUUGAAUCAUAUGCAUGAGCUCCAGCCCACGAGUACAUCUCAUCACGACAACCGUAGGCCGUUUAUGUUACCAGGGUUGGCAACAGCUACACAUGCUUUUGUGCGCAACGACACAGUGAAGCCUGCAUUAACUCCACCAUACAACGGCCCUUACGACGUUGAAAGUCGAGCUCCUAAAACCUACGUGCUCAAGAUCAACAACAAAUCUGUCACGGUUUCUAUAGAUCGCAUUAAACCUGCCUUUGUUAGCCACUCUCCGGAAGAAGCGCAACAUCCAGUGCAACUAGUGCCCGCAUCAGGAACUAAACAUCAGACGACUGAUUCUGAAGAGAAACAACCUACUUCGACAAAUUUAAAGACAAGGCUGGGACGAACAGUCAGACUUCCAUCACGCUACGCUCUUUAG